Linepithema humile (Argentine ant) is the source of this 2824-nucleotide messenger RNA. Lineage: Eukaryota; Metazoa; Arthropoda; Insecta; Hymenoptera; Formicidae. The record is from RefSeq and is a predicted model, not a curated record.
ACCUUACCUUGCCUAACGUUAUUUUGAAGUUAUCGGUGGAGAAUAAUCUAGCGAUUCUAGAAAUCAGUAAAUAUUGUACAUAAUAACGAAUGCUUAAAAAUUCUUUUUUACAUAUUUUAUUUUACAAAUAAAAUGGAAAAUUUCUAAACGAGAAAAAAUUCAUGGUUACAGUGAGAAAUAAAAAUGGAAUGUGCAGAACUCAAGGUUGAAUCAUGUUUGUUGACAGCAACACAGCAUGAAACUUUAAAUAAAAGUGAUGUAGUCAUAAAUACAAAAAGUCAAAAUGAUGCAAAAACUGACGAAAAUGACCAUGUACAAUUAGAGAGUUUAUUUAUACAGCCUGAAGACUGUUCCAAUUUAAUAAAUACUGAAACGUAUUUAGAAUCCAAUAAUGCUUCAAUCACAAACAAAACUGUCCAUCAUACUUUUUCACAGUCACAUGUGACACAGGACACAACGCAAUCUUUAGAAGAGACACAAAAUAAUGAAACAGUAAAUGAUACAAAACUAAGAAGUACAAAUUUGGAGCAUGCUGAAUUAACAGAUUCUACUUGUAUUCUGUACAAUUUGUCCAGCACACCAAGGCUACUAUGUGUAGCUACUGAAGAAUAUCAACCUACAGACUUGUAUGAAAAUUUUACAAAAGGCUGCCAGUGGUCCCCAGAUGGAACAUGCUUGCUUGUACCAUCAGAAGACUUUAGAUUGCGCAUUUAUGAGCUUCCUAGAGAAUUAUAUUCUGGCCAAAUCCCAUUUGAUUUUAAGGAGACCCAUUUUACACCUGCUUUAACAGUUAAAGAAGGAGGUCUUAUAUACGACACUUGCUGGUAUCCCUUUAUGAAUUCAUGGGAUCCUGCAACAUGUUGCUUUCUUAGUACCAGUAGAGAGAGCCCCAUUCAUUUAUGGGAUGCAUUUACAGGAGAACUGCGUGCAACGUAUCGAGCUUACAAUCAAGUUGAUGAAGUAGAAGCAUCUAUAAGUAUCCAAUUUGUGGAUUCAGGAAAGGAAAUAUGGUGUGGUUUUAAAAACGCUGUGAGAACUUUUGACACGGACCGUCCUGGACGUCAAACAAAUACCAUUCAAUUUAAACACGAUUUUCCAAAUAUGACUGGAUUAGUCUCCUGCAUUCGUGAAAAUCCAAUUAUGUCGGGCCUAAUUGCCUUCGGCACGUAUUCUAAAUGUAUCGGUCUGUACAAAGAUGGACCACUAUGCACUUUUAAAACUGGAAGUGGUGUAACACAAAUUGAAUUUAGCUCUUGCGGAACGAAAUUGUUCUCCGUUGUUCGGAAAAACAAUGAAUUUUUAUGCUGGGACCUUCGUAAUCCUGGAAAUAUACUUUAUUCUCUUGGAGGAAGACAAUCAAAUACCAAUCAAAGAAUACAAUUUAGUAUAACACCUGAUACUAAACAGAUAAUUUCUGGUGGUGUCGAUGGAAAUAUCGCUGUGUGGGAAUUACCAGAAAUUACACAUUACGAUGAAGAUCUAAGUCCAAAAUAUAAAAUAAAAUUAUCUGAAGAUUGCAUAAAUGGAACAAGCUUACACAGAAGUUUACCCAUAAUAGCAACCAGUUCUGGACAGAGGCAAUGUGGUAUUGAAAACCAAUAUAGAGACAACAGCGUAAGAUUAUGGUGGGCUUCUUGAUAUGGUAAUUAGGCAGCUUGAUUUACAUAUUAACGUGUUAAACGUAACUGGUAAAAUAAAAACAAAAAAAAUUGUAAAUAUUUUUUUGUAAAUAUUUGUAUUUUAUAUUAGUAAUAGUAUCAUAAGCGUUGGGAAUAACUUUUAUAGCAUACAUUACACUUUUUUUUUAUGUUACAUAUUUUAAUUAUUACUUUGAACAAAAUUCUUAAGCUCUCAAAAAUAUGUUAAUAACGAACAAAGAUUGAAAAUUGACCAAACCCAUCAAGAAAAUUGGAUGAAUUCCUAAAACACAAGCACAAACAUAAAAUAACUAAAUCUGUAAAUUGUCCUUCAGAAUUCCGUUCAUAUAAUUCUACUUUGAAAUACUCAUAUUUUUUAAUUAUUGUGUAUCAUAUAAUAUUUAGAAUUAGAUAUUGAAUAAAACACAAAUCGAAUUUAAAAAAUCAUUAAUGAUCAGUGAAAAUUAUUUUUUAAAUUUGAUUCAGUUAUGUUUUGUUUAUAUCAAAUUCUAAGUAUUAAUUGAAAUCCUAAAUUAGGUCAUUAAUAUUUAUCUUUUUUCCAUUUGGAUCUAUUGUCUAUUCAUCAGUCUCACAAAGCAAAUCAAGUUCAGUUUUAAAUUGACAUAUAUGUAAUGAAUAUGACACAUAUGUAAUGAAUAGCCAAUAGAUACAUUGAAAGAAGAUAAUGAAUGCAUAAUUCUCUGAAAGAUUUAGAUUUUCUUUUUUCUGUGUGUUUUGAGAGAAUCUUUAAUUUCCAAGUUCAACCAAGUUUAAAUAUUAGAUCUCGUCUUCUAAUUGUACUUCAGAGAGAAGUAUUAUAUACAUUUAUUUUUGUUAUUAUAUAUAGACACAAGAUUAUUUUUCUGAUUUUGGAAUUAUCAUUUGUUUAGAUAUUAGAUUGUCCAGAUUAUACCGUUUUCUUUAAUGAAUUUAAUAGAAAAAAUUCGUGUGAAUUUUCCGGACAGUACAAUCUCUUUCGAAGUACUCUUAUUUCUGAAUCUUGCGUGUAAUAUUUAAAAUAUAUAAUUAUAUCGACUAUUAUAUAAUUAUAUUUCUGUAACAUCUAUAGUUCUGUAUCUGUAUUUGAAAUUGUUUAAUAGGCAUGUUGCCUGUAGACAUAAUAGGCAAUAUGUAAUAAUGUUGCAGACAAAAUAUGUACAUUUAUUAUAAAUGCAUCAUACAUUAUU